Messenger RNA from Recurvomyces mirabilis, 2070 nucleotides. It is a transcript of the gene DUR3, whose product is annotated as urea active transporter. Gene Ontology annotation, biological process: spermidine transport; urea transmembrane transport; putrescine transport. Lineage: Eukaryota; Fungi; Ascomycota; Dothideomycetes; Mycosphaerellales; Teratosphaeriaceae. The coding region runs from base 1 to 2070 and encodes 689 amino acids. Gene Ontology annotation, cellular component: plasma membrane. Gene Ontology annotation, molecular function: spermidine transmembrane transporter activity; putrescine transmembrane transporter activity; urea transmembrane transporter activity. The transcript has 6 exons. The record is from RefSeq and is a predicted model, not a curated record.
AUGUCGACCACUCCUCCUCUCAGCAAAGCUACUGGCUAUGGAGUCAUCAUCGGCCUUGGAUUUCUGUUCGCCUUCGGUAUGAUGCUGACAACGUUUGUCCUCCGACGAUACAAUAAUGAGCUGCAGACGUCGGAAGCCUUCAGCACUGCUGGCAGAACCGUCAAGUCUGGUCUGGUCGCUUCCGCUGUGGUGUCCUCGUGGACGUGGGCAGCGACUCUGCUUCAGUCAUCGAGCGUGGCAUAUCGCUACGGAGUCAGUGGGCCGUUCUGGUAUGCUUCUGGUGCAACGGUUCAGGUGAUCUUGUUCGCAACACUCGCCAUCGAACUUAAACGAAAGGCACCCAACGCACAUACAUUCCUGGAAGCAAUCCGAGCACGAUAUGGUGCCGCGACUCAUGGUGUCUUCAUCACCUUCGGCCUUAUGACCAACGUUCUCGUAACGGCUAUGCUUCUUACUGGCGGCUCCGCAGUCGUGACAUCGCUGACAGGUGUCCCGACAGCAGCAGCUUGUUUCCUGCUGCCCAUCGGUGUCGUACUGUACACUAUGUUCGGUGGGAUCAAGGCCACCUUCCUCACUGACUACGUCCACACUGUCAUGAUCCUGGUCAUCAUCUUUAUCUUUGCUUUCACCGCUUAUGCGACAAGCAGUGUGCUCGGCUCGCCAGGCGCAGUCUACGAUGCCCUCACAGAGGCAGCUAAGCGCCAUCCUGUGGCUGGUAAUGCUGAAGGCAGCUAUCUGACUAUGCGUUCUACCGAAGGAGCCGUGUUUUUUGUGAUCAAUCUAGUUGGAAACUUCGGCACUGUCUUCUGUGACAAUGGUUACUAUAACAAGGCAAUUGCUGCUAGUCCAGUACACGCCCUGCCUGGAUACAUUGCAGGCGGACUAAGUUGGUUUGCUAUCCCAUGGCUGGCUGCCACGACCAUGGGCCUCUCAGCACUUGCUCUCGAAAACAACCCGGUCUUCCCAACAUAUCCCAACAGGAUGGAUCCUGCCGAUGUGUCAGCAGGUCUCGUGUUACCAGACGCUGCCGUUGCAUUACUUGGCAAAGGCGGUGCCGCUGCGACACUUCUCCUCAUCUUCAUGGCCGUCACCUCUGCUAUGAGUGCCGAACUUAUCGCUGUGAGCAGUAUCUGGACCUAUGAUAUCUACCAGACGUAUAUCAACCCGGGAGCGUCAGGGAAGAGGCUGAUCUACAUGUCUCACACAAGUUGUAUUGUAUACGCGAUCAUUAUGGCCUCGUUCUCCACCGGACUAUACUACGCUGGCAUCUCGAUGGGCUACCUAUAUUUGAUGAUGGGCGUAAUCAUAUCGGGAGCUGUUCUACCGGCGUCAUUGACAUUGUUGUGGGAUAGACAGUCAUGGGCUGCUGCCACUUUCACGCCACCACUUGCGCUGAUCUGCUCGCUGAUCGCAUGGCUCGUGACGGCGAAGGAUGAGGGCGGCAGUCUAUCCGUUGACUCGACCGGUGCGAAUAUCCCUAUGUUGGCUGGCAAUGUCGCUGCUCUCUUGUCGCCCAUCAUUUUCAUCCCGAUCCUAUCGUUCAUUCCUGGUCUGAAGGGACCAAAGUACGACUGGGUGUCCAUGAAGCUCAUCCGAAAAGGUGACGACUCAGAUCUUGCAGCGGCUGCGCAUGUCGACAUUGAGCUUGUGCCUGGAGAAGCCCAUCACACGGAAGAUGAAGAGCGAAAGGAGCAAGCACAGCUACAACGUGCUGCUAAGAUCGCUCGCUACAUGACUCUGUUCUUGACUCUCGCUUUGCUUAUCCUGUGGCCGUUCCCGAUGUACGGCAGCGGCUACGUCUUCAGCAAGAAGUUUUUCACAGGUUGGGUAUCGGUCGGCAUCCUCUGGCUCUUCUGCUCCGCUGCCUGUGUUGGUGUUUACCCGCUCUGGGAGGGUAGACACACUAGUUCGCGGACUGUGGUGGCCAUCUUCUUGGAUAUUACGGGGAAGAAAAAACCAGUCUUACAUGGACGUGCAACGGUGGCAGAGACUGCUGAAGCUGAGGAGCGUGCUGAUGAGAAGAAGGGUGUUGAUACGCCGCCCGAGCAUCCCGUUGAUGCUAAGAUGUGA